ACGGUGCUGGUUUAUUCACCGGGACCUGAUCCUGCAGAGACCUGGAGAGACCACAGACCGCAGACCAGAGCGCGUCACACCAGAGACCAGGAAAAAGACUCAAAACCAGAGCGGGACAGAUCAGAGACCAGAGAAAAGACCCCAAACCAGAGCGGGUCAGACCAGAGACCGGAUCAGAGAUGGACCUCUGUCGUCUGUCCCUGCUGUAGGUCAGCGAUGGCUGCGGUGUUUCCUGAAUGCAGAGGAGACAAAGUCAGAUCCAGACUCCAUGUUGGUCGUCAUGGCCUCGCUGGAUGGAAGCACGCCGGUUGAGACGCUUCUAGUAGCAAUUCAUCUGGAGAGGUACCUGGACACCUUCCGUCGAGGUGGCCUCCUGUUGGCGAGAGACUUCACACACCUGGAUCAUGACGCCUUGGUCAGCCUGGGUAUAACCGCCACGGGACACAGGAAGAGAAUCCUACGACUGGUCAGUCACAUUCAGAGGAUAGAGGGUCAAAGAGCCAAUCAGAAGGCUGAUCUCCCACGUGACCGCUGUCAGUCCGUGACAGACGUUUCUUCACCAAAGCGAGGUCAGAGCGCCGCAUCGCUCCGACAGUUGCCGGGACCUGUUAACUUUGAGGCGUUCAGGAACAGCUCGGCUCCAAACCUCGCCGCCAUGCUGACGGACUCCGGCGGCGGCAGACCCGUCGUGAAGCCGGUUCCCAAACCCAGAACCGUCUUCAAUCGUCGCAGGACAGCGCCCGUCCACUUCUGUCCGACACCAGAGCCCGCACCGCCCCCACCCAGGAGGCUUUCCCAGGACUCCAUCUGUUUUACUGUGAUAGAGAGUUUGACCUCAGGUGACACACCCACACCUGACAGGUUGACCUCUGACCUCGAUGACAAGUCGACCACACACAGCCAACGACCAAGCCAGGCGGAGAGGGGGAGGCCGAAUCGUAGCUCGUCUCUGUCAGACGCUGGAGGGUUGUUACCGCCUGUUCCCCCGAGGAUGAACCGUGGGGUCCCGCCCGCCAUGUUCCAGGGGUCCCCGCCCUCUUCUUCUUCUUUACCUGUGCAGACAGAGGACAACCAGACACUUCCUGUGACUUCCUGUCCUGUUAGUCUUCACAGCAGCAGGCGGUCUGAAUCCUCGCCAUCCAGUUCACCCAGAGGUGGGGGGAUGGAGAUGGUCUCUAAUGAGAUCUACUGGGGCACUUUACCUGGUUCUAUUGCCCCUAGUGGAGGGAGGACUUACUGCAGCCAAGAGUCAGCUCCUCCGACUCCACCCAGACAAACACCUGAGAGGCAUAGUGGCAGCACUUUAAGUAACAACUCUUCAGGAUCAGCCAGAGCUUCGACAGACGACCCUGAGGAGGAGAUCAGUCCGUACUGUGAAACUGUUUUCCAAACCAGAAGAAAUCCACUCAUCUGUGAGAGUGAAAGAGAAAUGAGGAGGGGGGAGGAGAAACAUGCAGAGGAUCAUGGGUGUCAGAAGUUCUCCUGGACAAAGCGUUUGUCUCAGGCUCUUCACUCCGGAGACUCUCAGGGCUACAGCACCGUUGGAGAACUUCCACCAGCCACCCGCGGCCUCUCCCUGUCCCCCCACACCUUCCCGCCAGAGACCGACGAGGACCUGACCAUCUCCCCCUACGCCAGCUACACCUCUCUGACCGAGAGAGCGCCACCCAUCAUCAGCGGCUGGCUGGACAAGUUGUCUCCACAGGGGAACUAUGUUUUCCAGAAGCGCUACGUGAAGUUCGAUGGCAAAAACCUGAUGUACUUUGGCAGCGAGAAGGACAUCUACCCGAAAGGAGUGAUCCCAUUGGCUGCAAUCCAGAUGGCCCGCCCUGCCAAAGACAAUAAAUUUGAGAUUGUGACGAGUCAGAGGAUCUUUGUUUUCAGGACUGAUAAUGAAGUGCUGAGGCGGCGGUGGGUCGGCACGCUGCAGGAGCACGUCAGAGAUCAGCUGGUGUUCGGCCGGCGACGUUUCGGCCCCGGGUCUCACUGUCAGAAACACGGCGUCCUCGAGCUGAAAGGAACCAAAUCUAAAGUGUACGCAGCCAUCAACACGGAGCAGAUCUGGCUCUACAAGAGCGAACAGUGUUUUCGGAACGGAAUCGGCAUCACGCUGAUCGAAGCUCGGGGAGCGACCAUCAGAGACGGAAAACACAAGAGCUUCGACCUCAUCACGCCAUACAAAACCUUCAGCUUCACGGCCGAGUCGGACCGGGACAAACGGGACUGGAUGGAGGCGCUGCAGGAGUCGAUCGCGGAGACUCUGUCGGAUUACGAGGUGGCCGAGAAGAUCUGGUCCAACCGAUCCAACAGGAUGUGCGCCGACUGCAAGGCCCUGAACCCCGACUGGGCCUCCAUCAACCUGUGUGUGGUCAUCUGCAAGAACUGUGCAGGGCAGCACAGAGGUCUGGGGACAAUGGUCUCUAAGGUCCAGAGUCUGAAACUGGACACCAGCGUUUGGAGCAACGAGAUCGUCCAGCUGUUCAUCAUGCUGGGGAACGACCGGGCCAACGAGUUCUGGGGGGCUCGGCUGUGUCCGGCGGAGGAGCUGGACUGCGACGCCUCGCCUGAGCAGAGACGGGAGUUCAUCACCCAGAAAUACAGAGAGGGCCGAUACCGGCUGAGCCACCCUGCGUUCCCCAGCCAGGAGGCGCUGCUGAAGGUCUUGUGCUCAGCGGUCUCUGAACAGACUCUUCUGAAAACUGUCACUCAGAUCUUCUCGGAGGCGGAGUCAGCUCGCCUCGCCAACUCCAACAGCGGCCAACGACAUCAUGACCUGCUGGAUCACUGCAUCGUGUCAGACCCCAGUGUCUACGAUGAGAUCAUGCAGCCCGUCCUUCACUCUGGUUACCUCUACAAGUCCGGCUCCGUCCACAGAGGGACACUGUCCAGGAAAACACGAGAAGACUUCCAGAAGUUCUGGUGUUCGGUGGAUCGGUCUCUGCUCUUCUAUGAGUCGGAUCGAUCGGCCGAUCCCUGCAUGCAGAUCAGCGUUAAAGACAUUGUGUGUUUGGGCGUCAGUCGACCGGACACCUCCAACAACAACGGCUUCAUCGACAGGUUCCGCUACACUUUCGAGUUGUAUUUGACUUCAGAGAAACUUUAUCAGUUUGGUUUGGAGACGGCCGAGACUCUGCACAGCUGGACCAGAUCCAUCGGGAAGGCUGCGACCCCCCUCAGCUGUCACUGCCUGCUGACUCGGGAGUUUGAGCGGGUCGGUCUGCUGCGGUACAGAGCCAUGUUGGACCCUCAGCAGUGGAAGGAGGCCUACUUCGUCCUGCAGAAGUCCAACCUCUUCAUCUGUCCCCGAAAUGACGGCGCCGCGGAGGACAUCAUCAACCUGAACCGUCUGCAGGAGCUCAGUAUCACCUCCGAGACCGAAAACCACGACAAGAAAGACAUCCUGGUUUUAGUGGAAAAAGGAAGGACUCUCCACCUGCAGGGCGUUGGGCGGACAGAUUUCUCUCUGUGGUAUUCGGACAUCCAGCGAGCAGCCGGUGGCAAAGGAAACACUCUGAGGGAACAGCAGCUGAGCAGAAACGACAUCCCCAUCAUCGUGGACAGCUGCAUCGCCUUCAUCACUCAGUACGGUCUGGGCCACGAGGGGAUCUAUCGGAAGAACGGGGCCAAAUCCAGGAUCAAACUGCUGAUGGAGGAGUUUCGCAAAGACGCUCGAAACGUCAAACUGCGGAUUGGCGACCACUUCAUCGAGGACGUGACGGACGUCCUGAAGAGGUUCUUCAGAGAGGUGGACGACCCCAUCUUCAUGGCCGACCUCCACCCAUUGUGGCAGGAGGCUGCUAAAAUCCCUCAGAAGAGUCACAGGCUGGACCGCUACAAAGAGAUCAUCCGGAGUCUUCCUCGAGUCAACAGGACCACGCUGGCUGCUCUCAUCAGUCACCUGUACAGGGUCCAGAAGUGUGCUGAUCUGAACCAGAUGUGCACUAAGAACCUGUCGCUGCUGUUCGCUCCCAGUCUGUUUCAGACUGACGGAAAAGGAGAACACGAGGUGAAGAUCGUAGAGGAUCUGAUAGACAACUACCUGUACGUCUUUGACAUUGACGAGGAGCAUCAGACUCAGAUCGAGCUGGAAAUCAGCCUCAUCACCACCUGGAAAGACACUCAGCUGUCUCAGGCCGGCGAUCUGAUCAUCGAAGUCUACCUGGAGAUGAAGAUACCGGACUGCUGCAUCACUCUCAAAGUGUCUCCCACCAUGUGUGCUGAGGAGCUGACCAAUCAGGUUCUGUUCAUGAGGAACGUCCCGGCCGGAGACAAAGACGUGUGGAUGACGUUUGAGGCCAUUGAGGACGGACAGCUGGAGCGUCCGUUACACCCCAAAGAGAAAGUCCUGGAGCAGGCUCUGCAGUGGUGCAAGAUGGCCGACCCGAGCUCGGCCUACCUGGUGGUGAAGAGAGUUCCUAAAGGAGAAGGCAUCAACAUCCUGACCUCCUAUAAGAGUGAGACCAUGAAAAUCGGUCUCUUGAAGUGUCGUGAAGAACCUCCGAAGCUCCUCCAGGGAAACCGGUUCCAGGAGAGAACGUUCCAGAUCAAAGACCACAAACUGCUGCUGCUCAAAGACAAGAAGAGCAUCAGACCGGAGAAGGAGUGGUCUCUGAAGUCCAUGAAGAUCUACAUCGGCAUCCGCAGGAAGCUGAAAGCUCCGACCAGGUGGGGGUUCACAGUGAUGUCGGACAAACACCAGCUCUAUCUGUGCUGCACCUGCGAGGCUGAACUGUGGGACUGGAUCACCAGCUUCCUCAAAGCUCAGAACGAUGACCCGGGUCCGCCGGUGCUGAGGCGUCACUCCUCUUCAGAUAUCUCCAAGCAGAAGUUUGGCACGAUGCCGCUCGUCCCCAUCAGAGGAGACGAGAGCAACAGCAGCAUGCUGUCGGCCAAUCAGACGCUGAGAAAGUUACACGACAGAAGGACUCUCUCCAUGUACUUUCCCAUGAAGGUGCAGCAGGACUCGUUUGAGGAGCGUUCAGAGUCUCCGGACCUCCCCGAGCCCCUCUAUGAGGAGGUGGGAGACUUUGGCCUGCAGGUCCUAAAAUCUCUGGAGACCAGCUUCCUGUCCAGCAGCGCCGCAGAGACCCAGGAGGUCCCGGACCACCUGCCGCUCAGACUGGUUCCCGUGGCGGCCGGAUGCGUGGAUCACGUGAUGGUCCCCGACCCGGUCCGGACGCGCGGCGCCUCUGCGGACCCCGUGGAGCAGAGCGGAGGCGGCGGCGAAGGAGCCGAUGGAGAAGCAGACUCGAGCGCCGCCCAGCAGCCUGCGGUGAGGAGGAGGCAGCAGCAGCAGGGAGUCUGUACUCCAUCACAGGAACUGCUGCUGCAGGAGCUGUCGUCUGCCUUCACCAAGAAGACUGAAGAGGAGCAGGAGGAAGAGGAGGAGGAGGAGGAGGAGGAGGAGGAGAGGCCCUAUGAUGUCUGAGAGAAAAGAACGUUUUGUCACAGCGAAGUCUGUGAAUGUUUCUGCAGCGUGUGGGGGGGUCAGUCCAUCUACUGUUUGUCUCAGAGCUCUUUACAGUCUGGACUCAUGUGACCCCCACCAUCCUUAAUCCUCACAAAAAAAGGGGGGGCAGGAGGACUUUACAGAAACACAACAAAAAGUUUUACCCUCUAAUACUUGAGCAGUUCCACAGAUUAACACGUGAUCCUGAACAAUCACCCGUCAGUUGAACAGGAGGCCUGCUGAAAGGUAGCUAGCCUAGCUUAGCAUAGCCGAAUCAGUUCUACAUUCAAAAUUUAGCUUCAGUAACAAAAAUGAAUAUUACAGCCUGAGGAGACUGAAGCUGAGCUGUAUGAAUGUUUGGUGUCAGAGGUCAGCGUCGUCUUCUCGUCAGGAAGCCAAGCCUCUUCAACGGGCGCACGUUGCAUCACUUCCUGUUAGGACAGUGUGUCAGUGUAAUAAUCCAUCCUCAACCUGUUUAUUGGUCAGAUUUAAAAAGAAACAUCAUCAUUAUCGAAGUUGAUGUUCUGUCCUGUCAAGAUAAAAGGUCUAAAAAUACACUGUGUGAUAUUCUUAAUAACACGACGUACUGUACAUGUCUGUGUAUUAACCAUUUAUUACAUAAGCUACAUGUUGAGUGUGGAAGAAGAAACUGGUUCCACUGGUUUUAAUGGCGACACACUAUAAAGAGGCAGAGUUGGACCUCUGAUGUGCAGUUGUACAUUUACAGUCUGUGUUUUAACACUGCUGGAGUGAACCGUGUAGAGUUAUUCAUCUGGUGGCGUCGCUGGGUGUUAUUACUUGGAUUAUUUCAGCCUUUUUUUAUUCUGUAUGUUAACUUAUUUUCUAAAAUCAUAAACUCUUGUUUCCAUGUUCUGAAACUGUGACUGGAUGUGAUGCUGUGAGUGACCAGCAGGUGGCAGCAGCUUCCAACAGGUCUGUUCCUCCAACACAACCGAUCACACAGUUUAUAUGUUCACAGGUGGAAGAGAUAAAACUCAUCCUUUACUUUAGUAAAAGUAAUAGUACAACCAGGAAAUACUCCAUCACAAGUAAAAGUCUGCGUUCAAAACUUCACUUCUUCAAAAAGUCCAACAGCUUUCUUUGAAAUGUGGUGGAAGACAAAUAGAAAGUGUCCUGUCUGUCCACCAGUCCUCCCAGAACAGUGGAACUGGUGCCAGCACGACUCCAGCAGUGGUCACACUGGUUUGAUGAUGUGAACGUCUUCCCUCUGCAGAUGUGUGUAUAUACUCAGUAUCUGGCUGUUGUACAUUAUUCUAUGAAGCUGAUUCUCUCCUGACUGUUCUGGAAAGUUUCAUGUACAUGAAGGACGAUAUUAAAAUAUAUUUUUGGUUUCAUAA
Messenger RNA from Chelmon rostratus (copperband butterflyfish), 6807 nucleotides. RefSeq names its product ArfGAP with RhoGAP domain, ankyrin repeat and PH domain 3 (gene arap3). The transcript is spliced from 35 exons. Gene Ontology annotation, molecular function: protein binding; GTPase activator activity; phosphatidylinositol-3,4,5-trisphosphate binding. Bases 269 to 5428 code for a protein of 1719 amino acids. The record is from RefSeq and is a predicted model, not a curated record. NCBI's taxonomy places the organism in Eukaryota, Metazoa, Chordata, Actinopteri, Chaetodontiformes, Chaetodontidae. Gene Ontology annotation, biological process: signal transduction; positive regulation of GTPase activity.